AUUUCAGUUCAGUGGAAUUUUCAACACACAAACAAAAACUCCAUGAGCACGUUGAAGACCGUAUUUUGGCUUUUGAAUUGGAAUCAUGUUUAAAUUCAAUUUUAUCACCGAAGAAAACGACAGGGAUGGAUCUAAGGCAGAAGAAGAAAAAGUUGCAGAGACAAAAACGGAAAUCGAAACAAAGACUGAAUCAAAGCCUGUAAACAAACACGAUGAAUGCCAUGAAAUCGUUCCAUCGAAAGAACAGACCGAACGAGAUUAUUUCGCACCAAACUUAGUUGCGACACUGAAUUCUAUCACCUUCCAUGAACACAAAGUGCAUCAUGUGUCGAUUGAGGAUAUUAUUGAAAAAUUAGCCGGGCAAUUCGAUGACAUAAGCUGUGCCGAAGAGAAUCACUCGGAUUUGAUUGCAGGCAUUUAUGAAGGAGGUGCCAAAGUAUGGGAAUGUACCGAAACCGUGGGAGAGUAUUUGACAAAAACAACAGAUGGAACCAAAUGCUUGAUCGAUGACUUCCGAAACAGCAGCGUUUUGGAUCUGGGCUGUGGUGCAGGCAUUCUCGGAAUACUUGCCCUGCAGAAUGGUGCAUCAGUUCAUUUUCAAGACUAUAAUAAAACCGUGCUAGAGCACAUCACAAUACCAAAUGUACUUGUGAACACAAAAUCUGUAGAGAAACUUCAAGAACGAUGUCGAUUUUAUUCCGGCGAUUGGACGAAUUACGCUGAAAAGACGGAAGAUGGAGAGAAAUUCGAUUUUAUUCUAACGUCAGAGACAAUUUACAAUGUUCAGAAUUAUGAUAAGAUAAUCCAUAUCAUCAAAACAAAGCUGAAGCCAACAGGAGUGUGCUACUUGGCAGCAAAGGUUCACUAUUUCGGAGUUGGUGGUAGCUUAAGACAAUUUGAACAGAUUCUUUUGAAAGAGGACAUUUUCGAGACAGAAAGUGCAUUCAAAUGCAAUGACAAUAUUGGAAGGGAAAUUUUAAAAAUUACUUUCAAAUAAAUGCACUCAUUUUGUUAAUCAACAUGACUGUGAUCAUUCUUCGACUCUUUGUUGCUUUUCUCAGCUCAAUACCUUCCCAUAACGGCAUUGAUCCGAGGAAUAGCGCUUCGCCAGCGUCGCACUUUGCACGCCACCUUAUGAUUGCAUCAGCGAAUGGAUGAAUAAUUAUUGCCGACAAGAGAAAAAAAGACCUUGUGAUAAGUUACGAUGUAUUUAUUUUGAAUGAAUGGAAUUUACAGAUACUUAUUACCUAUAAAUAUCGGGUACUCUAACAAAUUCACCGAAUGAAGCAAA
This is a messenger RNA of Sitodiplosis mosellana (orange wheat blossom midge), 1291 nucleotides long. Its product is annotated as histidine protein methyltransferase 1 homolog. Lineage: Eukaryota; Metazoa; Arthropoda; Insecta; Diptera; Cecidomyiidae. Gene Ontology annotation, molecular function: protein-L-histidine N-tele-methyltransferase activity. Bases 86 to 997 code for a protein of 303 amino acids. The record is from RefSeq and is a predicted model, not a curated record. The transcript has 4 exons. Gene Ontology annotation, biological process: peptidyl-histidine methylation, to form tele-methylhistidine.